Messenger RNA from Topomyia yanbarensis, 1858 nucleotides. RefSeq lists its product as uncharacterized. The transcript has 4 exons. NCBI's taxonomy places the organism in Eukaryota, Metazoa, Arthropoda, Insecta, Diptera, Culicidae. The record is from RefSeq and is a predicted model, not a curated record. The coding region runs from base 381 to 863 and encodes 160 amino acids.
AUUUUGUACAAAAGUAUCAAACAGUUCGAUUGAAAAGGAAUCGGCGUUAGUGGUGUAGGUUCAGAUAGUGAAUAAUCAGGCGUGAUUGAUAGAGUACACAAGCACUCCGCAUAGAAAAGUGGAGUUCAAGUGCUGUCCGGCUGUAGCCAGACCGUCGAAUAAGAUUAGUCAUCAUCGGAGCGUGUGAAUUCCCGUUCCAGCCAGUCGCGGAGACGGAAGUUAGAUUUUCUUAUAGUGACUUUAUUUUCCAGAGUGAAACCUUAGAAGGAUAAAGAUUCGAAGAAAAUAACACUGCUCUGCCUGCAGUGGCUUACGAAUCACUUGACUCCAUUCGAACCGUUCCUUCGCCCACCAGUUGUGUGCGAUAACGAAACGCGAGCAUGGAUAUCUUCAUUCCGAUAGUCAUCUGCUUCGUACUGUUUGUGUUCUUUUCCCUCUGUGGUAUGUGCUGUAAGCGGAGACGUGAUCAGGGAGCCGUGAUCGCUACACCGGUUGUUAUCACAACGACUCAACAUCACGUAGGACCUUAUCCGGUGACGCAAGUUGGUGGAGUGACAAUGGCGCAACCCGUCGGAACAGGGGUGGUAAUGCACCAGCAUACCAGUGGAACCGGAGUAUACCCGAUGCCACAGCCGAUGCCGAGCUACAACCAAUCGCAGGCUACCGGAUAUCAAAACCAGCAACCCUACCCGGUGCAGCAAUACCACACCCAACAGAUGCCAAUGCCCAUGCCGAUGCCGGGCAGUGCUCCACCUCCACCAGCAGCUGCUCAGUCGAUGGCAAACCCACCCAGUUACCAUGAUGUCGUAUCGGAGAAUUACCCGAAACAGGCACCCUAUAAUCCGCACUACACGGGUCAGUAGAGGUAAUCAAAAAUAUGUAAAGUAAAGCAGAUGUAGGAAACACGAUUGUCCCAGUAAAGGACACGACCAGGUAGGCAGUACCAGAAGCGUGUGAUUGAUUAACAAAAAAAAAGUCGAACGAGAGUCAUUCGAACAAAUGAUUCAAAUAUUUUGCUGUUUCUAAAGAAAUUUCUAUAAGGUUCAAUAGGGACCCUUCAUAAAUUACGUAACGCAAAAAAAUCCCGGAAUUGAUUCCCCUCGUACCCCCAUUCCCCUUCCCUAGCGCGUAAUAAUAUCUUGAUUUUUUUCUUCAGUGAAAACAUGUAACAUGCCCCUAAAAGUGUUACCUAAUUUAUGAAUAGUCCCAUACAAGGCAAUGUGCUCAUAUGUGAUUACGAAAUUUUGUUGUUGAAUGCUUUGAAUUUUACUCCGGACAUCGGACAGCAACAUUAGAGAUUCGAGUUCCGGUUUAGGGCACGUUGUAUUGUCAAAGAUUUACGCUCGCCUUAUGAGAGCCAUAGCAUCGCAAAAGGAUGAAUUAGAUAGGUUAUUUACUACGUGUAAAAAGGUUCCCACUAUUAAUCCUUGUUCUGCGAGUCAGAGCGCGUGGUGUUUGUUCCAAAGUGUGCAUCUUUGUGUUAUUCAUCGAAUACCACUUCGCUCGUCUAGUAGAUAGGUUAGUAAUCGUUUUGAAAUAGUAUCCAUAGCAAAGAACGAUUGAUUGAACUGAGUUACUUAUGUACAGUAUGUGUUUAAACAAGAGAACUAAUAAAUCACUAUUUCAUAUUAUUAUUACCAAGAUUAUUACUGUUAAGAACAUAGCCGGUGAACGAGCAGGUUGAACGAAAAGAAUUAGCUUUACCUAUAUUUUGAUAAGUCGACUAUGGAAACGCCAUUUCUAAUCGCUAGCACUUGGAGCUAAGAUAGUGUGUAUAAUCACUAAUGAUGCCGGAAGCCUACCGGACUUUCCAUUAUUAUGUUAGAAUAUAGUGUAUACAUUUUAUAAAACAAAAUAA